This is a messenger RNA of Monodelphis domestica (gray short-tailed opossum), 828 nucleotides long. RefSeq names its product Y+L amino acid transporter 2-like. Gene Ontology annotation, biological process: amino acid transmembrane transport. The record is from RefSeq and is a predicted model, not a curated record. Gene Ontology annotation, molecular function: L-amino acid transmembrane transporter activity. Gene Ontology annotation, cellular component: membrane. NCBI's taxonomy places the organism in Eukaryota, Metazoa, Chordata, Mammalia, Didelphimorphia, Didelphidae.
AUGACAAAUCCUUAUACUCUAUGCUGCAGAAAAUAUCCCCCGUGUAAUAAUGGAGAACUGGAAAAAGGCAAACCAGACAAUGCAGUGAGGUUGAAGGUAGAGAUGAAACAGAAUAUCACCAUGUUGAAUGGCAUCUCUUUGAUAGUGGGGAAGAUGAUAGGUUCUGGGAUAUCCAUGUCUCAAGGAGUUCUGAAGCACAGUGCCUCCUAUGGACUCUCCCUGAUUAUCUGGACUCUUGGAGGGAUUUUUUCAUUAUUUGGAGCUUUGUGUUACGCAGAACUGGGAACCACCAUCAUUAAGUCUGGAGCAAGCUACGCCUACAUAUUGGAAGCCUUUGGUGAUUUUGUAGGCUUUAUUAGACUGUGGUCAUCUUUACUCAUCAUUGAGCCAACAACACAGGCUGUCAUAGCCAUUACAUUUGCUAAUUAUAUGGUUCAGCCCCUUUUUGCACACUGCGAGCCUCCCUAUGCCGCCAUCAGAUGGAUUGCAGCUGCCUGCAUAUGCUCCUUAACAUUUAUUAAUUGCAUCAGUGUGAAGUGGGGUACCAAAGUACAAGAUGUUUUCACAUAUGCCAAGAUCUUGACCCUCAUUGUGGUCAUAUCUGUGGGUAUCUAUAAAAUUUGUAAAGGAGAAACAGACAAUUUUAAGGAUCCAUUUGAAGGUUCCACCAGUGAUCCAGGACUUAUGGCACUAGCUCUGUAUUCAGCUCUUUUUUCCUACUCUGGAUGGGAUACAUUGAAUUUUAUCACUGAGGAAAUGAAGAAUCCUGAAAGGUACUGUACCAAAAAUCACAUAAAAUUCCAAAAUGUAGAACUGUACAAAUGGUAG